CCGCGCCCCGCGCCUCCCCUCGGAGCCGCUCUCCACCAGCCAUGCCGGCCGCCUCCGCCGCCCCGCGCCCGCCGCCCCCGGCCCGGCCCGCCCCGGGCUGCCCCGCUCGGCCUGCGCCUGGACAUCGGGGCCUAUGUGACAAUUCUCUAAAGUACUUAAGCUCCAAAAUCACAGAGCGAAAGCUACAGAGUCCCUGGCUACCUGCUGGCCGAGGGAAUCUAGAGAAACCACUCCUGGGCCCACAUGGCUCUGUUGUGCCCACGUUCAGCACUCAGAAAGGCCUUCACUCAGUCCAUUCUGAGAACAGCCCACUGAAGCCCAGGGUUGUGACCGUGGUGAGGCUGGGUGAGCCCCUCCGUAAGGUCACCAUGCUCCUCAACAGGCGAUCGGUGCAGACAUUUGAGCAGCUCCUAGCAGACAUCUCAGAAACCUUAGGCUUUCCAAGAUGGAAAAAUGAUCAUGUGAGGAAGCUGUUUAACCUCAAGGGUAGAGAAAUCAGGAGUGUCUCUGAUUUUUUCAGGGAUGGGGAUGCUUUCAUAGCUAUGGGCAAAGAACCCUUGACAUUGAAGAACAUUCAAAUGGCUAUUGAGGAACUGUAUCCUAACAAAAACCGGGCACUGACAGUGACCCAGCAUAGCCGAGCCUCUUCUCCAAGGCUGAGAAGCAGACUUUAUAGCAAGGUUCUGAAAGGGGGCCACCACUGUGGGGAGACUGGGAGUGGCACUGAGUCCGCCCAGGGCAAGGCAAUCAUCAGGCGUCAGGGAAAGUCCCCCAUGGAGCCUGCACUGCAAGACAAGGUGAGGGCCCAGAAGAAGUGGAUGAGGGGGAAACAGAAGCCUGAAUCUGGUAGCAAGCUGUCCAGAGAAACCACUCUGGAGGAGAGGCAUGCCAGUGGAGAGAAGCACCUGGGGCUGGAGAUUGAAAAGACUUCUGGGGAGAUUGUCCGAUGUGAGAAGUGCAAGCGAGAACGGGAGCGCCAGCAGAGCCUACAGCACGAGAGGCUUUCCCUGGGCACCAGUGAGCUGGACAUGGGCAAGUGCCAGAGGUAUGAAGUGGAGAAGCUGGUGAGGACAAAGAGCUAUAGGAGGUCUCCAGAGGCAAACCCUGCACAUGGUGGGGAAGGGCGCAAGGUUGACAGCCAUAGGAGCAGUCCCAGGAAUCCCACACAUGAGCUGCACAGACUUAGCAAGAACACGGAUAUGAAAGAGGACAGAGACCCGGAGGAUCAAGCAAGCCAUCCUCAGGGAGCAGCCAGGAUCAAGAAGGAGCUCAUGGAAGUGCCUCCAGAGACAGAGGAGGGGCCCAGGGAUGUACAGAAAGACAUCAGGCAUGUUUGCAAGAGCAAGCAUAGUAUCUCUCUGCUGAGAGAGCACCAGCCUGAGCUAGAGAAGCUCUCUAAAACCCGAAGAGAAGAAAAGGAAGCAGAGAAUGAGAAGAAGCCUGGCGUGUCAGGAGCGAGGAAGAUAGCUGUCAGAGAUGACCCCCCUGCAAGGAUAGAGAAGGAGCCCAAGACCAGACCAGAAGAGAACAAGUCAAAACGGUCCACUGGCCGGAAGCCGCGGCCUGCAGGCAUCAUCACGGCGGAUGUAGGGAAGCAUUAUGAGACUGGACGGGUCAUUGGGGAUGGAAAUUUUGCCGUGGUGAAGGAGUGCAGGCACCGUGAGACCAGGCAGGCGUAUGCCAUGAAAAUUAUCGACAAGUCCAAACUCAAGGGUAAGGAGGACAUAAUUGACAGUGAGAUCUUAAUCAUUCAGAGCCUUUCUCACCCCAACAUAGUGAAACUGCAUGAAGUAUAUGAAAUGGAAAUGGAAAUCUGCUUGAUCAUGGAGUAUGUACAGGGAGGGGACCUUUUCGACGCCAUUAUAGAAAGUGUGAAGUUCCCUGAGCCCGAUGCAGCACGCUUGAUCAUGGACCUAUGUAAGGCCCUCGUCCAUAUGCAUGACAAGAAUAUUGUCCACCGGGACCUCAAGCCAGAAAAUCUCUUGGUUCAACGAAAUGAGGACAAAUCUACCACUUUGAAACUAGCUGAUUUUGGCCUUGCAAAACAUGUAGUGAGACCUGUAUUUACUGUGUGUGGAACUCCAACAUAUGUAGCUCCUGAAAUUCUUUCUGAGAAAGGUUAUGGCUUGGAAGUGGACAUGUGGGCUGCUGGCGUGAUCCUCUACAUCCUCCUGUGUGGCUUCCCUCCAUUCCGCAGCCCAGAGAGGGACCAGGAUGAACUCUUUAAUAUCAUCCAGCUGGGCAACUUCGAGUUCCUUGCCCCUUACUGGGACAAUAUCUCUGAUGCUGCCAAAGAUCUGGUAAGCCGAUUGCUGGUGGUAGAUCCCAAAAAGCGCUACACGGCCCACCAGGUUCUUCAGCAUCCCUGGAUUGAAACAGCUGGAAAGAUCAGCAGGGUGGACCCACAGAAGGAAGUGUCCUCCAGCAGUGAGGGCCAUAGCUGGAGCCAGCACAAGAGGAUCAUGGAGCAGGCAUCAUAGUCAGUGCCUUGGUCAUCGGUUCCACUCUAUUUCUGCUUGAGGAUGGAGAAGAGGGUUGAAGUCUGGGAGAGAAACAGAAUCUUCUUCAUAUAAUUGGAGAACCAGGAGAGAUGCUCAAUGUAUUUUAAAAUGAAUAUAAAAAAUAAGCGGAGUCCUAAUGUUAAAUGUAACAUAUUUUUAGAUUUGUGUAUUUAAGGCCUUUAAUACAAUUUUUUUUUGGUAAGAGUCAUCAUCAGUGAGAAAGUUUUGCUAAUCAUGAUGUGUUUUGCUUCCUUGUAAUGCAGUUCAUGGUGUACUACAUGAGUGGUGCUUUCUAGUGUCUAAACUCCCCUGUUCAAUUAUUGAGGUGAAUCAUGGCCUUUCUGUGUUAAUAAAACAUGCUCUGAAUAACA
Cavia porcellus (domestic guinea pig) is the source of this 2872-nucleotide messenger RNA. It is a transcript of the gene Dclk3, whose product is annotated as doublecortin like kinase 3. The record is from RefSeq and is a predicted model, not a curated record. The coding region runs from base 42 to 2480 and encodes 812 amino acids. Lineage: Eukaryota; Metazoa; Chordata; Mammalia; Rodentia; Caviidae. Gene Ontology annotation, cellular component: nucleus; cytoplasm. Gene Ontology annotation, biological process: peptidyl-serine phosphorylation; intracellular signal transduction. The transcript is spliced from 5 exons. Gene Ontology annotation, molecular function: protein kinase activity; ATP binding.